Molecule: messenger RNA, 750 nt
Organism: Insectozyma verbasci
Lineage: Eukaryota; Fungi; Ascomycota; Pichiomycetes; Serinales; Debaryomycetaceae
Source: the annotation of a GenBank genome assembly
AUGAGAUUCACAUUUAAAUCCCCCCUUGCAACUUUUCUAAAAUAUAAACCAGGUAAAUUUAAUUUUCAAUUAGAACAAGAAAUAAGAUCAAAAUUAGAUUCUUUACCAUCAGUUAAUAAAAUUUAUACAAAUCCAGAUGGUUCAACUAGAAUUCCAACAGAUUCAGAAUUUAAAACAAUAGCAGAUUUACAAAAUUUAUAUUAUAAAAGAAAUAAUUCAGAAUGGAAUUUUAUAUUACCUGGAAUUCCAAAAGAUCAAUUACAAUUAUUUAAAGAUAAUUCACAAGAUUUAACUAAUUUACAAUUUUCAACUAAAAAAGUAGGUAAAAUUAUUGAUAAAAUUCCAUACAAAGAUGAAACUACUGGUGAAUUAAAAUGGAAAAUUAUUAGAGAGACUGAACAAGCUGAAGGUUGGGAAAUUCCUUAUUAUUAUAUUGUAUUACCUAUUUUUAUAUAUGUCCUUUAUAUAAAAUAUACUCAACAGGCUAAAUUAAGAGAAAUUGAUGGUCCUGAAUGGGCUGAAAAAGAAUUAAGAUUAAGAGCAAUGGAAGAAUAUUUUCAUGGUGAUACUGGAAAGGCAAAAGAAUUUUUAUCAAAUCAAGGUAAAUCUAAAAAAGAAAUUGAAGAUAGAGAUGCCUUGGUUGUUGCUAGAAUUUUAGCUGGUGAUUAUGAUAAAUUAAAUGAAUUGAAAAAGAAACAAGGUAUUAAAUUGGUUCAAUAUAAUGAAGAUCCAGUAUUUAAAACAAAUUAA